UGUGAGAUCACGUUCCAAUAUGGCGCUACCCUUGUGUACUGCGGUGAAACAUCCAUUCAGAUUGAUCCACAUUUCCUCUUUCCCUCGAAGGUUGAUGUGCUCUGGAGUCUGUACGGAAAACAAGGUGCAUCCUCAUCGUGUAUUUUCCGGUAUCCAGCCAACUGGAGUGCCACAUUUGGGCAAUUUUCUUGGUGCUUUGGAGAACUGGGUGGCCCUGCAGAACCAGUACCCCACUGUGCUUUACAGCAUUGUGGACCUGCACUCCAUCACCCAACCUCAGGAUCCAGAUCAGCUCCGGAGCAACAUACUGGACCUGACAGCCAGCUUGCUGGCCUGUGGUAUUGACCCAGAGAAGGCAAUCCUGUUUCAGCAGUCUCAGGUGUCGGAACACGCAGAGCUGGCCUGGAUCCUCGGCUGCAUGACCAGCAUGCCCCGCCUGCGCCACCUCCCUCAAUGGAAGAUGAAGAGUGGGCAGAAGAACGAAGGCAGCGUGGGUCUGUUUACAUACCCCGUCCUCCAGGCUGCCGACAUUCUCCUCUACCAGUCUACUCAUGUUCCUGUUGGAGAGGACCAGGUCCAGCAUCUGGAACUGGCUCAGGAUCUUGCUCGGAUCUUCAACAAUCACUAUGGGGACCUGUUCCCCGAGCCCCGCACACUGCUAAGUUCCACACGAAAGGUCAAAUCCCUCCGUGACCCCUCAGCCAAAAUGUCCAAGUCGGACCCGCAGACGAUGGCAACCAUCACAAUCACAGACUCUCCAGAGGACAUUGCCCUUAAGAUCCGCCGCGCCGUCACCGACUUCACCUCUGAGGUGACCUUUGACCCAGAGACACGGCCGGGUGUGUCCAACCUGGUGAUGAUCCACGCUGCCAUGGCGGCCAUCAGCGUGGAGGAGGCCCUGUCACAGGCCAGAGGGCUGGACACGGGAGCCUACAAGAAGCUCGUGAGUGACGCCGUGGUCCAGAGGCUGACGCCCAUCCGGCACGAGAUCGGGAAGCUGAGGUCGGACCGAGCGUACCUGGAAGGACUUCUGGCUCAGGGACGUAAAAAGGCUCGGGAGCUGGCCGCUCCUGUGCUCGCUGAGGUCCGACACAGAGUAGGUUUUUCCUGACACGCUGACCGCGGCAGAAGAGGCAGAAGGCCGAGAACUGACAGACUGGAGGUGCUGGAACCUGCAGAAGCUUCGUCUGCAGUACCUUUAUGAAUGCAGGGUGUCGCGUUUUCCCUUUGAUUUUGUUGCUGCUUUCUGCCUCAAAGUCAUAAUAAUAAAAACUUCAAUAACAAAGUUACACAUAAAUCCAGCUGUGUUCAACCUCAAACCAUUGAAGCUGUACUUGAUUUUGAAGGUUUGGCGUUCAUUUUAGGCUUGAAAAAGCUUUUUAUUCAUUGAUCUGAUGAACCAGAUGUGAGCUCCAACUCAACUCAUGAUGCCAUCCUCUUGACACGUUCCACGGGGUUUAGGUCCGACGAGUUGGCAGCCAAUCGAGCACCGUGAUGCGUGGGAUCCAAGCAGGUUCUGGUGCCCCUGGCAGUAUGGACGCUUCCAAGGUUCUGCCGCAUCUCCAUCCAGAUCCUCAGCCGAUGGAAUCCUGUAUUCCUCUAGAACAUUCUGCUAGACUGUUGCGGUGAUUUUAGAUUGAAGAAACCAGAGUUUACCAACAGCAGUUCUGGACAUUGCAGCCCAAAAUGUGACUGUGGGGAUUUCACUCUGGACCUCCAGCAGCUUGGGUUCUGCUCCUCACCAGUCUGCCUCCAAACCCUUGGACCUCGAUUACCGAAUGGGAGACGCAUUUUCCUGGAUCACUGUCCAGCAGUCCAGUCCUUCUUGUCUUUGGCCCGGUUUCCUCCGUUGGUCCAGGCUCAGAAGUGUCUUGACCCAACAGUUGUGGCCCGUCUCCUGAAUGUGUCUGAAUGCGAUGGUUUUGGAAGCUGGUCCUCCGCCUCUUUCUGGACGUCUGCAGGUCCUUGAGUCUUCUGAGAAUCCGCUGAAGUGGUCUGUUUUGCUGCUGCGUCUUCUCCGGACACAUAACCUCCCUGGCUGGGAAGGUUUGUGGCUCACCCAGACUAUGGAGGAGGUCCAUGAGGGUCUUCUGGCUAGUUGUCUAAAGUCUGGAGUCUUCAGACUCUAGACUUUAGACACAUCUUUUUAGCGUGGCUUUUCGAUAAUCUUAUCUGAUGUUUGAAAAAAUGAAUGUAUGUUAAUUAUUUGUAUGUAUUUGUUUCAUGUAAUUUUUAUUCACUUUUGUGUUUUAAUAUUAACAUUCAUUUUAAGUUUCUAACUUGAACUUCUUUAUAUGCUUUUAGCCCCCGUGUUGCCCUGUGGGGGGCCUUCAGGCCUUGCCGGUUUGGUCUGGGGCUGUUGCUGUGGGGCCCCCCACCCUUGCUGGGGCAGCCUCGUGGCUGUGAGUGGACCCUGUUGCUGUCUUGAUCUGGGGGGGUGCUGUGGCGAUGCUCCUGUGGCUGAGCUGCCUGCUGGCAUGAACAGAUUCCUAGUAGACGGUUUCCUCACUGCAGAGCCAAACCAUGUGUCUGUUUUUUUAAUUGCAUUGUGUGUGGGGUCAUAGGGUGGGUCUGUCAAUGGAGGGGAGGGCAAAGGGUUGGGUUGGUUUAAAAAAAAAAUUUUCAUUUUGUUUGUCGUCUUGUUUUUAACUGUAAAGCCUCUGAGCUUUGUGCUGAAAAUGCGCCUUUUUUAUUAAUUUAUUUUUACAAAUAAAGUCUGAUUUUAUGUAAUUUG
Oryzias latipes (Japanese medaka) is the source of this 2734-nucleotide messenger RNA. RefSeq names its product tryptophanyl tRNA synthetase 2, mitochondrial (gene wars2). The record is from RefSeq and is a predicted model, not a curated record. Lineage: Eukaryota; Metazoa; Chordata; Actinopteri; Beloniformes; Adrianichthyidae. Gene Ontology annotation, molecular function: ATP binding; tryptophan-tRNA ligase activity. Gene Ontology annotation, cellular component: mitochondrial matrix; mitochondrion. Gene Ontology annotation, biological process: mitochondrial tryptophanyl-tRNA aminoacylation.